Messenger RNA from Spodoptera exigua (beet armyworm), 442 nucleotides. NCBI's taxonomy places the organism in Eukaryota, Metazoa, Arthropoda, Insecta, Lepidoptera, Noctuidae. The record is from the annotation of a GenBank genome assembly.
GUCAUAGAAAAAUUACAUGAUUAUACUUCAAGUAAUUUUUUGUUCAGUCAAGUCGUGGGUACAAACGUCUCAAAAUGUCUCUGUGGACACAAGUUACUGUAUUGUGUUUGUGUUUAGCUCUGUAUAAUGCUGAGGACUUGCAUUUAGGAUCUGGUGUUAAUGCUCAGCUAGGGUACCAGGAGAUUGUCAAGCUGGGAUCUGUGCCUUUGUCUGUAAGGACCAAGAAUGUGUUCUACAACUCCAAUAACACUAAGACCAUUAAGAGCAUAUCAGCAGUAGACAUAGACAAAUCAAAGGCCGUACCGACCGUCACUGCUGGUGGUAUCGGCUCAUCCUUCGUCAACGUGAGGCUGAAGAGUGAGAAGGGAAAGGGCCUCAACUACCUGGUCCAGAUAUUUGUGUGAAACAUGACACGGCAUUCGUGUCGACAUUGUUCUAUCUU